CUAAGAAAACAAGACGAACUGUUUAUUUUCAGAUUUUUUAGAUGUGAAUAAAAGACUUUACAGGAAAUAGAAUGGCUGAUGAUGGCCUCCCAUCAAAAACCCCAACGACGAGCAAUCAUAACCGUGAUGAAUCGGACAAUGAGGAAGGUGAAAGACCUCAACAAUUACGUCUAGAUUUGGGGGACAAUUCCUUACGAAAAUCAAAUAGGUUAGGAAUUUCUAAUAAUAUUGCUCCAGGAAGCAGUUCUAGUGACAUUCAAAAAAGGGAAGAUAAUCCUUUUUCAUUCAAGCACUUUUUAAGAGACUCGAACAGUUAUCAGAGCAAGGGGGCUAGGCCAAAGGUAUUUUGCGAAGGCAGACCAGUACCGCCAGCGCCAGAACUCGGCAAUCAAAUUACCAGUGAAGUAAAAUCAAACAGAGUGGUGCCAGAAUUCUCAUCUGCCUUACCAGACUUUGUCCAAGACCAUCUAGUCAUUGAACAGUGCUACUUAGGAAAUAACAGUAACCAGAACUUCAAUCUAGAUAUUAACAAUUUACCAGACUUUGCCCCAAGCAGGGAUGACAAUAGACUUAACUAUGAGGCUAGUCACAACAAUGAAUUAAAAAUACCACUGGAUCUGCCUGUAAGACCCCCAUCCAGUUUUCCUUUAGAUCUGCCCAUUUCUAACUCUGUUCCUGCAUCCAGAAAUUGUCCACCAGUUGAAGUUGGCAAUUCAAAGAGUCUGCCAGAUUUCCUUGCAGACAGUGCAGUUUGCUCACAAAUUUGUGAUAAUGCUCUAAAUCACACACCAGAAAAUGAAUCUGAUUUAAUGAGGAGAGAGUUGGAGAGUCUUAGGAGGCAAUUGAGUGAUCAAAUUAGGAGGGCAGACAAUUUAAGUCGGGAACUGGAAGUUGCCAGAAGUAAAGAACAUGAAUACACCCAUAAUCUUGCCAAAGCAUUAGAACAAGUUGAGGAAAAUCUGGAAAAGAGCAAUAGGAAAGCUGCAGCAUCUGUAAGUACUAUUCAAAAGCUAAAACAAGAAAUCAAACUACUUAAUUUUCAAAUAAAUGAACUGAAAAGAGAAAAUAGUAUGUUGAGGGGAGAGGAAGCUGCAGGUGGUGCUGGUUAUUACAACACAAAUGAACUACAAUCCCAAAGAUUGGCCCAAGAGCUUAGAGCUGCUGCAAGCACAGCAGAACAUUCUUUAAGGCAAUUGUUAACAGGUGUGGAUAAUUUAAGAAUAAUGGCUGCAUCACUAGAAAACAUGCAUAGAAUAGAAGAAAAGAAUGAUCCUUUCAUUGAUAAGGAUGAAUCAGGGCCUGCCCUAUGAAGCACAUGUUUAAAAUCCUGUUUUGUUAUUUUUAAAUGUACAUAAGUAAUUUAUUGUUGAUAUAAAUUUUUAUACAUGUGAUUUUAUUUAUAUGUUAUUAGCUAACUGAUAUUAACACCAAGUAUUGUAUAUAUAUAUAUAUAUAUAUAUAUAUAUAUAUAUAUAUAUAUAUAUAUAAUGCAAAAAUUUAUAAUUUUGUCAAUUAUAAUCAAUGUGAUUUUUUUGUUUUAUGUCUUUAUUAUCAUAUAUGUAUAUGAUGUUCAAGAAUAUUUCUCAUUUUUAAUAAAUUUGUAUAUUAGGUUGAUUUCCUGAUUAUAUCUGA
Aethina tumida (small hive beetle) is the source of this 1632-nucleotide messenger RNA. RefSeq names its product endosome-associated-trafficking regulator 1. The record is from RefSeq and is a predicted model, not a curated record. Gene Ontology annotation, cellular component: early endosome; recycling endosome; midbody. Gene Ontology annotation, biological process: positive regulation of protein localization to cilium; regulation of cytokinesis; positive regulation of cilium assembly. Bases 72 to 1310 code for a protein of 412 amino acids. Lineage: Eukaryota; Metazoa; Arthropoda; Insecta; Coleoptera; Nitidulidae. The transcript is spliced from 6 exons.